Molecule: messenger RNA, 729 nt
Organism: Colletotrichum higginsianum IMI 349063
Lineage: Eukaryota; Fungi; Ascomycota; Sordariomycetes; Glomerellales; Glomerellaceae
Product: EC51 protein
Exons: 3
Coding region: 1-729 (242 amino acids)
Source: RefSeq, a predicted model, not a curated record
AUGAAGCUACUCUAUCUUUUUACCUACUUUUCUAUGAUAGCUGCUCUAGCUAUCCUGUCUUCGCCUAUCCACACGGACCAUACUGGUAUCGAAGUUCGCAAACAACCCAAUCGAAGCAGCCCAAAGACACCCGACACAAAGGCAGACGACACAAAGGCAGACGACCCAAAGAAAGCCGACAAGGAGAAAGCCGACAAGGAGAAAGCCGACAAGGAGAAACCCGACCCAUCGAAAGCCUGGAAGUCAAUCGAGCACUUUUUUCCUUCGGGUUCCCCCCAGCACAACACAUACUAUUGGUUCACGACCUGUAUAGCACAGGGGGAUAAUCGCGAACCAGGAGAUAGUGGCGGGGAACCUGAUGAAGUAGAAGAUUGGUCUAUUGCAGAGACUGGUUGUGCUCACAUAGGUAUUGUGGUUGGUAAGACUGCGCGGCGGAAGAAGGAAUUCAAAGCGACCUUAAUAGAUCUUGUGGAAUUCGAUACGCCGGAAGGCAAAGAAUCCUUGGGCUAUAGGUUUAUCGAAUGGGGAAACCCAAUCAACAAGCAAAAACUUCGAUACGGUGGGAAAAAUAAAGCUAAAGCUGAAGGUGGGAAAACAACUAAAGCUAAAGCCGAUAUAACUAAACUGAAAGCUCAUGCUAAAUCGUGGUUGGAUGAAAAAGGCAAGGAAUAUAACAUGGAGGCGAACUGUUUAACUUUCUAUUGGUAUAUAAAAUCUUUACUGCAGUAG